AUGCAGCCGGUAAGCAUGAAUUUAUCCAAUCAAUAAAUCAAUGGCGUUUCGAUUUGUAGAUUAAGUUUGGGCAGCCCAUGCAGGUCAGGCAACAGAGCUUGCCCCAAAGACGAUAUGCACAGCAGGGUGGCCCGUCCCGCUCUGGACAGCAGCCGUCUUCCUCAAUGUACGAUGAGUCUUUCACCGACAAUGUGAAUGGAGGAGAUCGAUAUUGGGAAGAUCAGCAGGGAGGACAACAGCCCGGACCAGAUAAACCAACCGGAUUGCGGCAUUUCUCGACCAAAGUAUGUGAGAAGGUUAAGGAGAAGGGACUGACCAACUACAAUGAAGUGGCUGAUGAACUUGUCUCAGAUUACUUCCAGAACAAUAUUAUGAAGCAAAUCGAUGUUGUGGUGAGUUUCACAAUAAAGAAGCCUGACAGCAAUGGUGCCUUUCAGAAACAAGAAUAUGAUAUGAAGAACAUUCGCCGUCGUGUGUACGACGCAUUGAACGUUCUGCUCGCAAUGAAUAUCAUCACUAAAAACAAGAAAGAUAUACGUUGGAUAGGACUUCCCGCUUCUGCUUCUCAAGAAAUAGCGAGAUUGGAAGAGGAGAAGGCCCGAAGAGAAGCGAGCAUCAAGAACAAAAUGGAGGCUCUUCAAGACAUGAUCAUGCAGAUAGUCGCUUACAAAAACUUGGUCAGAAAGAAUCGAGAGGAUGAACGGUUUGAAUAGCAAGAUAGUAAAACCUUUAAUUGGUUGAUUUCAGUACACUCGGUCGUCCUGAUCCCGACUCUAUCAUCCAUCUCCCUUUUUUAAUAAUAAACACGGACAAAGAGUGAGUGAUUGAAUUGCCAGCCCUUCGAGUCGAGUAAUGAUCUCAUUUCAGUGCGAAUGUCGAGUGCAGCGUCUCUGCUGACAAAUCAGAAUAUCUCUUCUCUUUUGACAAACGCUUCGAGAUACAUGAUGAUUUCGAAGUUUUGAAAAGUGGGUUCACAGCCAAAAUAUUUUUGAACGAAAAUCUGAUUGCAGAGAUGAACCUGACUUGCGGCCUAGACACAGGAAAUGCGUCCGAAGAAGACAUCCAACUGGCGAAGAGCUUCCUGCCAAAACUUCAUCAGCAUUACGUUGACGAUAUCAUAGCACGUUAGUGUAAUUAAAUUCGAUCUAUCGGAAUUUUGAUUUUUCCAGAGCGCAAGAGGGAGCAGGAAGAGAAGGAAGAGCGACAAAAGCUUAUGGAAUUGCAGACGAGUCAGAUGCAGCAGUUUUACGAUCAGACUGCUCGCAUGGAUCCUUCAAUGAACGUGAUGCCUCCCCAGACUUCUCGCUACAAUCGUCAACUCCAGGAGCAUCUGAUGAACGAUGGCACAGAGGAUCAAGCUGGUCAGUUGACUACCAAAGCGAUUGUCAGAAUACAGCCCAUUUCAGCUGCCGCUUCAAUAGCUGAAAAAGAGGACGAAAAGGAGCAUAUUCCAAUGACAAGGUGAAGUUUCCCUGGUCGUUCCUUCAAUUCAAUGAAGUAUUUUCAGAGUUCCGAUGUACUACAGUCCUCAAAAGUCGCGUCUGCCGUCCAGCUCGACAGCUCCACUUCCAGGAACCACUACGACUCGCCGUUACUUUGUUCAAAAAACAGCACAAGGAACGAUCAAGGUAGAUUGAAAUAGUUAUUCGUUAAACCGUGAAAAGUAUAUUCAGCGUGAAUUGAGCCCGGCAAUCCGUAAUAUCUCGCGUCCAUACGUGACGGCUCCAUCGGGCGAACGUCGUAUGGCGGCAGCCGGAGGAACUGUUGGAGCUCCAACCGUCAAGUAUUAUGUCUCGCAAGGACAGUCUUCUUCUUCGUCUUCCAAUCAACAGGCCCCACGAUAUGUCAGUUUGAAUGAAAAUGACAAGUUCAAAAAUUUAAUCUACAGAGAGUCCGUCCUCCUCCGCCACCGCCUGCUGCGGGUACGGCCACACAGCAGCGUGUGGUCUAUCCGGGAUCGAGUCAGGUGCCUCAAGGCCAGAGAGUCAUCUCGCAACGUGUCAUGGGUCCAGGCGGUCCACACCCACCGGGGACUAUCAUUCGGAAGGUGAUACGGAAGGUUGUUGUGAACAACAGUGGAGCGAAGCAGUCGCCUGCCCAGCAAGUGAUUCAAAAGAAGAUGAUGGAGCAAGGCAGUCAUCAGCAGCACCCGGGAACUUCCGAAAUGGUCGACCGCAAAUCAGACCAGCCGAUGACGUCAGCACAGGCCGCCGCUCUUAUUCAGCACCCACCACAGGAGGAGUAUGACUACUUCUGA
This is a messenger RNA of Caenorhabditis sp. 36 PRJEB53466, 2257 nucleotides long. The record is from the annotation of a GenBank genome assembly. NCBI's taxonomy places the organism in Eukaryota, Metazoa, Nematoda, Chromadorea, Rhabditida, Rhabditidae.